Messenger RNA from Haplochromis burtoni (Burton's mouthbrooder), 1433 nucleotides. Its product is annotated as holocytochrome c-type synthase. Gene Ontology annotation, molecular function: holocytochrome-c synthase activity. Gene Ontology annotation, cellular component: mitochondrion. The record is from RefSeq and is a predicted model, not a curated record. The transcript has 7 exons. Bases 146 to 1036 code for a protein of 296 amino acids. NCBI's taxonomy places the organism in Eukaryota, Metazoa, Chordata, Actinopteri, Cichliformes, Cichlidae. Gene Ontology annotation, biological process: cytochrome c-heme linkage.
CAACAUCCUAUCAAAGCGUCGUGACGCUGUGGGCAUACGUACAGCACGCGCUGAGCACAGCUGCUUGUGCAACUGUCCUGCACGUUGACAUUGAAACGCUCCGAGAGACCGCCGCGCUGCUGUCGUCUGUCACAGACAGGCUAACAUGGGAUCCUCCUGGUCCACAGCAGAGCCCUCUGUAGUCAAAGCUGAGGCUAUGAAGACCGUCUCUGCUCAGCGCUGCCCAGUGCAGGAGGAAGCUCAGCCUGUCAAAGCAUCUCCGCCUUCACAAUGUCCCAUGCAUCAAGCUCAGGCUGAAAAAGGUAGGGACUUUUGCAACACAUUUCUAUGUUCAGAUGGUUGUUUUAAUGAAAUGAUCAAACCUGUGGCUCGCACGUGUUCUCCUGCAGGUCCGGCCCACCAGGAUCAGGCGUACAACUUUGUGGAGUGUCCCAUGAGAGCUGCAGCAGUCACGAAGGGCGACAUCGAUCCAGCAAAUAUGAUGCCUCCUCCCAACCAAACGCCAGCUCCAGACCAGCCCUUUGAACUCUCUGUCAGAAGAGAGGAGUCCACUAUCCCACGUCACGACACAGAGAAGAACUGGGUGUACCCGUCGGAGCAGAUGUUCUGGAACGCCAUGCUGAGGAAGGGGUGGCGCUGGCGAGAUGAUGACCUCAGCAAAGGUGACAUGACCAACAUCAUUAAAAUCCACAAUCAGAACAAUGAGCAGGCCUGGCAAGAGAUCCUGAAGUGGGAGGCUCUGCAUGCUCGUGAAUGUCCAUGUGGACCAACUCUGAGGAGAUUCGGUGGGAAGGCUAAAGAGUACUCCCCCAGGGCCCGCCUCCGACACUGGAUGGGCUACGAGCUGCCAUUUGACCGUCACGACUGGAUCGUUGACCGCUGUGGGAAGGAGGUGCGCUACAUCAUUGACUAUUAUGAUGGAGAAAUCAACAAGGACACCUACCAGUUCUCCACCCUGGACGUGCGACCUGCUUUUGACUCUUUAGAAGCUGUGUGGGACCGUAUGAAGGUGGCCUGGUGGCGCUGGACUUCCUGAAGGACUCUGGCUCAUAUUUGAGUCGCAAAUUUUCAAAAACUGUUGUUACCCAUUUCUGCUCUUUGUAACUUGUGUGAUGCUGAAAAAAGAAACGAAUCAGACCUCGUAAAAGAUGAUUGGAUGUAGAAGAGUUUGUCCAACAGGUCAUACAAGACCCUGUGUGUCUAUGAAAUCUAUUGACUUGCGCUUAAAUUUAACUGCUUGCUUGCUUACAGCUACCUGACUCUAGGUAAUUUGAACCUCAUCUAGCAACAGAAAGUUUAAAUGUUUUUUUUUCUCAGUUGGGACAUUGAGACAAGCUUUAAAACCUGCCAAUAUUCCUUUAUUGGCUAAUGGUCAUAAACCAGAAAUCUAGGAAAGUUCAUAUGUUGUGUUUUAAUAAAUCACCUUUUCUGUG